AUGACGUUCUUGCUCUACCUCGUUAUGUUCUUUCUCCUCUUAAACGAAUUCGCAAGUGCAAAAUCUUUGAUUCGAGAUUCUUGCGAGAAAGCUGCAGAUAAAAACUCGAACAUCAAUUACGAUUUCUGCGUCAAGUCUCUCGAAGAGAAUCCGCAGAGCAAAACCGCACGUAGUCUUGACGGGUUGGUCAUGUCAUCGACGAAAAGCGCUUUGUCCAAAACAUCGAGCAUGAAAGAAACUGUGAGCAAGAUUCUGAAGGAGAAUAAAUAUGAAAAGUACAGUGAGAAACCGUUACGGGAUUGCCACGAGCUUUAUUCUGAUGCUAAGAAUUCCUUGACCGAAGCUUUAAGGAUAGCUAAAUCGGGUGAUUACAAAACCGCUAACGUGGAUCUAAGUGCCGCUAUGGGUGCACCACCCAGUUGCGAAGUUGGAUUUAAAGAAGGAAAGAAACCUCUGAAAUCUCCGUUUACAAAAGAUAACAAUGUUUUGUUUCAAAUGAUUUUGAUUCCUUUAGCUUUUACAUCUAUGUUGAAAUGA
Camelina sativa (false flax) is the source of this 537-nucleotide messenger RNA. The record is from RefSeq and is a predicted model, not a curated record. Lineage: Eukaryota; Viridiplantae; Streptophyta; Magnoliopsida; Brassicales; Brassicaceae.